AGGAUGUGACGUCAGUUAUCGGAAUGGCCGGAGGAGGAAAGAGUUAUCGGUGUGAGAAAUGAUAAUGCUGUAAAGGGGGAUGUUUGUGAACGACCAGUGCACUUAUAUCCGUGGUUUGAAUUAUUCUGUACAGAAUUUUUAAACAAUUUAUCCUCAACAUUUCUGAUGCGAGAUCUUUCAAGAUCUAUUAAACUGGGUUAACUUUGUACGAGUUCGUAAUAGCUGCUGCACACGCUUAUGAUCAAAAUUCAAGAUGUCUUCGUUCUUCAAACAACUGUUCCCCUUCAUGAAAGUCAAGAAAAAGAAGGAAUUUUCGUACAUCAUUCGUGGAGUCGAUCCUAACACUAUUUGGAGUCUUGUUGGGGAAUUAGGCGAUGGAAGUUUUGGCAAGGUUUAUAAGGCAGAACGCAAAACUGAUGGUGUUCUGGCAGCUGCUAAGAUCAUUGAUGUUAAAGAUGAAAGUGAACUGGAUGACUUUAUGGUUGAAAUAGACAUCUUGAGUGAGUGUAAACACAAGCAUGUUGUGGGGAUGUAUGAAGCUUACUACCAUGAAAAUAAGUUGUGGAUGAUGCUGGAAUUUUGUUCUGGGGGAGCUUUAGAUGAUUUGAUAUUAGAACUUGAGCGAGGUCUAAAUGAGGAACAGAUUAGAGUAGUCUGCAAGCAAAUGUUUGAGUGCCUCCACUUUCUUCAUACUCACAAAGUAAUCCACAGAGAUUUAAAGGCUGGAAAUUUGCUACUUACAAAUGAAGGCAACAUCAAGCUUGCUGAUUUUGGUGUUUCUGCCAAGAACAAGAAAACUAUACAGAGAAGAACAACAUUCAUAGGGACACCUUACUGGAUGGCUCCUGAAGUUAUUGUUACAGAGACAUGCAAGGAUGACCCCUAUGACUACAAGGCUGAUAUUUGGUCUGCUGGUGUUACACUCAUUGAACUGGCUGAGAUGCAACCUCCUUACCAUGACAUGCAUCCUAUGAGGGUGUUAUUCAAAAUACCUAAAGCUGACCCCCCUACACUGCAGUUUAAAAACAGAUGGUCCAAGGAUUUUCAUGACUUUCUGUCUCUCUGUGUGGUGAAAUCCCCUGAAAUGCGAUCAUCAGCAGCAGAUUUACUGGAGCAUCCUUUUAUUGUUAACUGUGUUGACAAUAAACCACUGAAAGAACUCUACAACGAAGCCAAGGCUGUUGUGAUUGAGGAAUUUGAAGACCUGCCUGAAGAUAAAGAGAAGAGAGAUAAAGAAGCCUUGAAGUCAACAGAAUCUACCGAGUCUUUGGACGAAAAUGAAGAACUGUUUAGCGAAACAGGUUCAAAGGACUUGGAUAAGGAGAAAGACGAGACAGUGAGUGAGCUGGAAGAAUCUACAGAGAAGGAAAAAGAUACUGAGAAAGGGGAUGGGACAGAGAAAGGUGAUGAAGAACUCAAGGAAAAUGGAGAGGAAAAGAAAGAAGAAGGAGAUGAAAAGUUACUAGAGAAAGAGGGGGAAAUAGCAGAUGUAGGGGAAACGAAGGAAGAACAAAAGCCAGAAGAAGAAAGUAGUAAAGAAGAGGGACCCUUGGAGAACCAAGAGGAUGCAGUGGAAGAAAAAACAGAAGUUUCAGAUGACAAGGAAGCGAAAGAGGAAGAAGGGAAAGAAGAACUUGAGAAGAAGGAGGAGGAAGUUGAGGUGAAGAUAGAGGAAGCUGGAGAGACGAAGGAUGAAGCUGAAACGGAAGCACAAGAUGCUGAAGUAAAGAGAGAAGAAGGUCAAGCCGAGACAGAGGAAGCGGUAGAACAAAUCCAAGAUGAUGAAGAAACAAAGGAGGAAGUUUCAGAAAGUAGAGAGGAAACAGAAGAAAAGAAAGAAGAAAUUGAAGAGAAACUCGAGGAAAGUGCAGAGAAAGAUAAAGAAUUACCUGAAGUUGUAACAGAAGAUGCUGAAGAGAGAGCAAACGAUACUGAAGCGAAAGAAGUGGAAGAUGGGAAAGCAGUUACUACUGAGGAGGCGAAGGAGGAACCCACAUCGGAGGAGGGUGAAGCCGUGGUAGUUGUUAAAGAAAGUAAUGAACCAGCAAAAGUAACAAAAAAAGAAGGACAGCAACUACCUGAUAAGUAUUCUACGCGCUUAGACAACAUCUUAGACAAGUUAGAGGAAGACGAAGGAGCUUCAGUAGGCGAAGUAGUAGAACCAUUAGUUCCGCAAGAUAAAGAAAAACCGGAAGAGAGUGAAAAGCAGAGGGAAGAAGAAACGACAGGUCAGUUAGAUGAAGAAAAGAAAGAUGAAGAAAAGAAAGAUGAAGAGAAAUCAAAUGACGCUGAGGAAACAGCCACAGAAGUGGAGGAGAAAGAAACAGAGGAAAUGAACGACGAGGACAAGGAAGGUGAACAGACUGAAAACAAAACUGAACUAAAAGGUGAACUGAUUUUAGAUGCAAAUGAAAAGAUUCCUUUAUCAAAUGGCGACGUGUUAGUUCAACCCGUGAAGAAGGACAACGAAGCGUCUAAUCGCACUGAAGAGAAAUCAGAAACUACGGAUGGCCAGGAGGAGAAAAGUUUCAAAACAUUGAAAAGGAUCCGUAAGUAUGAGAAAGAUGGCAAGAUAGUGACGGAGACCACAUCACGAGUUGUAGAUGUGAGUCAGGAUGACUACAGGAAUGCACUGAUGAAAGAACAGCAACAAAGAAAAGUGAAUCUUCGUGAGAUGAAGAUCCUCCAACGCGAAGAACAGAAACAAGGAAUACUACUUAUGGCCAAAAUUCGCCGCCAGUGGGAUGCUCAGGAACAACGAUUUGAACAGGAGCUGCAGGAAUUGGAAAAGAAGUUUGAGGUAGAUUUGGACACUUCAAGUAGGAAUCAAAAGAAAGACAUAGAAAAACUAGAGAUCGCACAGAAUGCGGACCUUCGUACUUCCUCGCGCAAGAUGAAACAAGACCAGGAAAAAGACCUCAAGAAAUUCAAAGAGAACCUCAAAGAGGAACUCAAAUCUGCCAAGAAAGAGGUGGAUCAGCUGCCAAGGAAUCUAAGGAAGGAGAGUUGGAGAAAGAAGAGAGAUGAAGUAGAAGUCUCACAGCGACAAGCUGAACACGAAUUUCUAGCCAUGCAACAGGCGGAUUUUGAAAGAUUCACGAAAGAGCUGAUUGAAUUACAUCGUGAGAAGAUGUACAGCCUGGAAAUGCAGUUCCUAAAGGCGAAGCACGCUCUAAAGAGAGGGCACGAGUCAGAUUUGUGGGAAAUUGAGCAGCGACAACUGCAGGACAGACAUCAGUUGGCCAGAACACAACUGAAGGAAACUUUCUUCUUGCAGCGAUCACAGAUGCUGAACAGGCAUCAGAAGGAAGUGGAGCAACACAAUCGUCUAACCAAACUGAAAGAAGAGGAAAUGAAGAGACGUCAUGAGAUCGAACGGAAACGGCUUCCCAAGAUACAACGGGAAGAAAUCAAGUCUAAGACCCAGCAGUACCGCAAGUCUUUGAGGAUAGAAAAGAGAUUUUCAAUGGAUAUUGAGCGAGAAUUAAUGAAAGAGUUUGAAUUGCAGGAACGGAAAAAGGCUCGAUCAGAGUAUGAUAAAUUGAUAUUCCGACAAGAAAUGGAGGUGGAGGAGCUGCGUGUCUCCUCUGAAUCUGCUCUUAAGGAGUUGUUACUGUUACAGAACGAGAAGCGUCACAUGUUAAUGGAGAGCGAAACAAUGAAGUUAAAAGAACGCGACGAAAAGCAUCAAACUCAAUUAGAGACCUGGAAAGCUGAACUUGGUCCACGAAAAAAGGUUCUCGAAGAGGAAUUCGCGCGCGAGGAACGCGAACAGCAACUGUUUUAUGCCAGAAAUGGAAGCGAUUACCCAAUCUCCCCAGUAACGUCGAAUAAGGAAUCAGAAGAGGAGCCUGGGGAGAUCCAAAUUGACGGAGAGAAAACCCCAGAGGACAAUCUUUCCAGUAAAUCAUCAUCUGGAUCUACUUAGUUCUAUUAUAUCUCUAUAGUUUCUGUACAGUUCUUGUUCAGUGUAAUUGUGCAUUCAUUGUUUCAAAAGGUUUUAUUUGUGACAUGUGUUAUAUAAUUUCCUUCUGGAAUUAAUCAUUUGCCAGACAAGGGAACAAAGUAGUUCAAUUGAACGUUUGGCUAGGGGUCAGUCGAUCAGUUAUGAAUCUAAGAAGGCGAGAAACGAUCUGAGAUAUGAAACACUAAAUUUAAAGACAGCAAUUUAGAACUGACCAGUGAUUUAAUCAUUGUGAGAUUAAGUUGUCGCAUGGACCACUUUCAUAAAUGGCUGCCGUAUAAAUAUUCUUUUUUUUAAAUUUAAAUUAGCCCUUCUGGCCUCGCUUG
Molecule: messenger RNA, 4290 nt
Organism: Stylophora pistillata
Lineage: Eukaryota; Metazoa; Cnidaria; Anthozoa; Scleractinia; Pocilloporidae
Product: serine/threonine-protein kinase 10
Biological process (GO): protein phosphorylation
Molecular function (GO): protein serine/threonine kinase activity; ATP binding
Source: RefSeq, a predicted model, not a curated record